Protopterus annectens (West African lungfish) is the source of this 10199-nucleotide messenger RNA. RefSeq names its product laminin subunit gamma 1 (gene LAMC1). Gene Ontology annotation, molecular function: extracellular matrix structural constituent. NCBI's taxonomy places the organism in Eukaryota, Metazoa, Chordata, Ceratodontiformes, Protopteridae. The record is from RefSeq and is a predicted model, not a curated record.
AAGCCCCGCAUCCCAGAUUGCACUGCGAGGGUGGAGUCUGGCUGUUCGGUUUUUUCUGCUGUUUGUCGCCCCUUUUUGUAUGGAACUGGACUUGUAGUGUGGAAAGACGGCCCUUCAGGGACUGGACUUGAGAAUAAGCGAGCCCAAGGAGAUCAGGAAGGAUUUCAAGGGGACGGGUGUGAUUGCAGCAGUCCACUCUAUUAGUUAACAGCAAGGUUUAUCCAGGCAGAAAAGUCAAGAAGAGCCUAACUUUUGUUUUCUGCUGAUCCUCAACAAACUCUAUGAAGGUGCCGCUGGCAGUAGUAGAAAUAUUGGAGUAACACAGUACAGCGGUGCAUUGACUGGUUAACUACAGGUGAACCUCUUGUUGGUGCUGAUUGCCCCUUCCAACUUCGUGAGAGGCACGGAUUCAGCACUCAAGAAAAAUGGGCUUCCUGUUGGAUUCAACACCUAUUUGUCUGUUGCUUUUUGUGCUAAGUAGGACUACAGUUCUGGGACCCCUGUUUGCACAGGCUGCCAUGGACGAAUGUACUGAUGAAUCCGGUCGCCCACAGCGUUGUAUGCCUGAGUUUGUAAAUGCUGCUUUCAAUAUGACUGUGGUAGCUACGAACACCUGUGGCUCCCCGCCGGAGGAAUAUUGUGUACAGACUGGCGUUACUGGUGUCACCAAGUCAUGUCAUAUCUGCGAUUCCCGGGAUCCACGCUUGAUGCACGGCGCUGUUUACCUGACCGACUACAAUAAUCAAGCGGAAACCACGUGGUGGCAGAGUCAGACCAUGUUAGCAGGAAUCCAGUACCCUAACUCCAUCAACCUGACCCUGCACCUGGGUAAAGCCUUUGACAUCACGUAUGUACGGCUCAAGUUCCAUACCAGUCGUCCAGAAAGCUUUGCCAUUUAUAAGCGUACCACUGAAGAUGGGUCAUGGAUACCUUACCAGUACUACAGUGGGUCUUGUGAAAAGACAUACCAGAAACAAAGCCGUGGUUUUAUCCGGUCUGGUGAGGAGGAGCAGCAGGCACUUUGCACAGAUGAGUUCAGUGACAUAUCUCCUCUUACUGGUGGUAAUGUAGCUUUUUCCACAUUGGAAGGCAGGCCAAGCGCCUACAACUUUGACAUCAGCCCCGUUUUACAGGAUUGGGUAACUGCCACAGAUAUUCGUGUGACCCUGAACAGACUGAAUACUUUUGGGGAUGAAGUGUUUAAUGACCCUAAAGUGUUAAAGUCCUACUACUAUGCCAUCUCAGAUUUUGCAGUUGGAGGAAGGUGUAAAUGCAAUGGCCAUGCUAGUGAGUGCGUAAAGAAUGAGUUUGGGAAGCUUGUUUGCAACUGCAAGCACAAUACGUAUGGGGCAGAUUGUGACAAGUGUUUGCCCUUCUUCAAUGACAGGCCCUGGCGAAGGGCUACAGCAGAAAAUGCCAACGAAUGCCAGGCCUGUAACUGUAAUGGAAAGUCUCAAGAAUGCUUCUAUGAUCCUGAGUUGUACCGUGCCACUGGUCAUGGUGGUCACUGUGUUGGCUGCCUUGACAAUACUGAUGGACCUAAUUGUGAAAGAUGCAGAGAUAACUACUAUCGCCCAGGACUUGAGCAUCGCUGUUUGCCUUGCAACUGUAACUCUGUCGGCUCUUUAAGUACCCAGUGUGACCGGAAUGGACGCUGCAGUUGCAAGCCUGGUGUGAUGGGAGAAAAGUGUGACCGCUGUCAGCCUGGCUAUCAUUCACUUACUGAGGCUGGGUGCAGGCCAUGUUCUUGUAAUCCCAGUGGAAGUACUGAGGACUGUAAUGUUGAGACAGGGCGCUGCACUUGCAAGGACAACGUCGAAGGUUUCAGCUGUGAAAGGUGCAAGCCAGGUUUCUUCAAUUUGGAUGCAGCCAAUCCCCGGGGUUGUAUGCCCUGCUUUUGUUUUGGUCACUCAUCAGUAUGUACGAACGCAGAUGGCUACAGCGUGCACACCAUAACCUCCACUUUCCAUAGAGGUACAGAAGACUGGCAUGCAGAGCGGCAAGAUGGUUCCAAAGUCCAACUCCAGUGGUCACCAAGCAGCCAGGACAUCUCUGUCAUUUCAGAUGAUUACUUUCCCAUAUAUUUUUUUCCACCAGGCUCCAUGAAGCUACUGACUACCCUUGGAGGCCCAGCCUAUCUCCCUUUGAGUUUCAAAAGCUUCUGCAGAAUCUGACUGCCAUCAAAAUACGUGGCACUUACAGUGAGAAGAGUGCUGGCCAUUUGGGUAAUGUGAAAAUUACAACAGCUCAUCAGGGACCUGGAACUCCAGCACGUUGGGUGGAAAUGUGUACCUGUCCUACUGGGUACUUGGGGCAGUUUUGUGAACGUUGUGCUCCAGGUUACAGGAGAGAGACACCAAGCCAGGGACCCUACAGCUCUUGCGUUCCUUGCAUUUGUAAUGGCCACAGUGAUUCCUGCAAUCCUGAAACCGGUGCAUGUGACUGCCGACACAACACUGCUGGCCUCAACUGUGAGAAAUGUAUUGAUGGAUAUUAUGGAGAUCCCACUGCUGGGACACCGAAUGACUGCAAACCUUGCCCUUGUCCUGAAGGUUCAAGUUGUGCUGUUGUUCCCAAGACAAAAGAAGUAGUGUGUACGAACUGCCCUACUGGCACCACUGGUAAGCGCUGUGAACUCUGUGACGAUGGGUACUUUGGUGACCCUCUUGGCAGUAAUGGCCCAAUUAGGCGCUGUAGGCUUUGCCAGUGCAAUGACAACAUUGACCCAAAUGCUGUGGGAAACUGUGAUAGGACAACGGGUGAAUGCUUGAAAUGCAUCUACAACACAGCAGGUUUCUACUGUGACAGAUGUAAAGAAGGCUUUUAUGGAAGUGCCUUGGCAUCUAAUCCAGCUGACAAGUGUAAACCAUGUAAUUGCUCCCCUUAUGGCACAGUGAAUCAUCAGACAAGCUGUAAUCAGGUAACAGGACAGUGUGAAUGCCUGCCUCAUGUCACAGAGAGGGACUGCAGUGCCUGUGUGCCUGGAUUCUACAAUCUGCACAGUGGACAUGGAUGUGAAAGGUGUGAGUGCAGUUCCAUUGGCUCCAGCAGUGGCCUAUGUGACUUGAGAAGUGGCCAGUGUGAAUGUCAGCCUGGUGUUACUGGCCGUCGUUGUGAGCGAUGUGAAGUUCACCAUUUUGGAUUUGGACCAGAUGGCUGUAAACCAUGUGACUGCAAUGCAGAAGGUUCACUAUCACUGCAGUGUAAGGGAGAUGGACGCUGUGAAUGCAAAGAAGGCUUUGUUGGAAUUCGCUGUGACCAGUGUGAGGAAAAUUACUACUACAACCGAACCCGGCCAGGAUGUCAGGAGUGCCCACCAUGUUACAGACUUGUUAAGGAUAAGGUGACAGAACAGCGUCAGAAACUGAAAGAGUUGGAGGAACUCAUUGCAAACUUGGGUACAGGAGAUGGUGCAGUGACUGACAAGGCUUUUGAAGAGCGGCUUAAGGAAGCAGAGCAGACUGUCAUGGAUUUGUUGCAAGAUGCAAUUAAUAGCAAAAAUGUAGAUCAAGGGUUGAUGGACCGUCUUGCAGAACUGAACAACACAUUGUCUGCACAGUGGGAACGCUUGAAAAACAUCAGGAAGGCUGUGAACGGUACAGAGGAGUUAGCAAGGCAGUCUCGCACUCGGGUACAGGAGACUGAGCAUGUGAUUGAGAAUGCCAGAAGAGAGCUGGAUAAGGCAAAGGCACUUGUUGCUAAUGUGACCAUAACACCACCAGAAUCUACCAGUGACCCAAAUAACAUGACCAUUCUUGCAGAGGAAGCUCGCAGACUAGCCACCAGACACACGCAGGAAGCAAAUGAUAUAGAGAAAGAUGCUAAGCAUGCAAAUGAAACAUCCACUGAAGCAUAUAAUCUAUUGAGGAACACCCUGGAUGGAGAGAAGGCAACAGCAAAAGAAAUAGAAGAACUCAAUAAAAAGUAUAAUGAAGCAAAAAACAUGGCCAAAGACUUGGAAAAACAAGCCAUCAAAGUCCAUGCUGAGGCACAGGAGGCUGACAACAAGGCUCUGCAAAUAUAUGCCAACCUGACUAGUUUGCCCACCAUUGACACAAAGGCUUUAGAGGAUGAAGCUGCAGAGAUUAAAAAGGAGGCUGAGGACCUAGACCAACUGAUUAAGAAGAAAGUAAAGGCUUAUGACGAUUUGAAGGAGGACCUGAAAGGGAAAGAGCAGGAAGUGAAGCAUCUGUUAGAAAAAGGAAAAACUGAGCAGCAGACUGCAGAUCAAUUACUGGCCCGUGCUGAUGCUGCAAAAGCUAUGGCUGAAGAAGCUGCUCGUAAGGGAAAUGCUACAUUACAAGAAGCCAAUGAAAUUCUCAGCAAUCUACGAGAUUUUGACAAGAGAGUGAAUGACAACAAGACUGCAGCUGAGGAAGCUUUGAAGAAGAUUCCUGCAAUUAACCAGACCAUUGCAGAAGCUAAUGAAAAGACGAAACGGGCUGAGGCAGCCUUGGGAAAUGCUGCAGCAGAUGCCAAAGAGGCCAAGAAAAAGGCAGAAGAGGCUGAGAAGAUUGCUAGUGGUGCCCAAAAAGAGGCAGCAAAAAUGAAAACAGAUGCAGACAACACUUUUACAGAUGCCAUGGGCCUGAAUGAUGAUGUUAAUGAUAUGCUGAAUGAACUGAAGAAGGCGGAAGAUGAACUUGCCAAGAAGAAUACAGAUGCUAAUCAAGAUAUGAUGAUGGCGAAUAUGGCUUCAGCUUCAGCUCAGGCAGCAGAAGACAAUGCAAGGAAGGCCAAGACCUCCGUUGCCAGUGUUCUUGAAAUGAUGAACGAGUUGCUUACACAGCUUGGCAAGAUGGAUGAUGUUGACCUGACCAAGUUGGUUGAUAUUGAAAAAACAUUGAGUGAUGCCAAAGACCAAAUGAAGAACAGUGAGCUAGACCGAAAGCUUAAGGAGCUAGAAAAUGCAGCAAAACUACAGGAAGAUGCAAUAAAGGCUUAUGAUAAAGACAUUACUGAGAUCAAGAAGGAUAUUAUGAACCUAGAAGACAUCAAGAAGACAUUACCCCAUGGGUGUUUCAAUACACCAUCUAUAGAGCAGCCAUAAACUCACAUCUUUCCUCAAUAUCUGAAGUGGCAGUUUUAAAUAAAUGCCCUAUUUUAUCGUGGCUUCUUCAAACCCGGACACCUACAGUGUUGGAAGCUGUUAUUUUGAAAACCAGGUCACAAGGUGCAUGGAACUAAAUGAAACCAAAACAUUCUGGGAUAUAAUGUGCAGCCUAUAUCACAUUUUCUCAUUAAUGCUCUCUUGAACAAGACACAAACAUAUUGUGGACUGUGUUUAUGAAUUGCAUUGACAGUUCAGUGCUAAAAAAAAACCGCUUCCUGUGAGUCAGAUGACUGCACCUCGUAAAGAAGCUGAUUUUUCUUUUAUUGUGCCUUUUUAUUCUUGUAUUAAAUCUUUAUGUAAAAAAGAAGUCACUGCUUUGUAACAAAUUAUCUAAGUUAGGUCACGCAUUUUUUAGUGAAGCUUUUGAUAUGAUUUUUUUAGCAGUGUUCAUAAGCUUUUCUGGUUCCCAGGUACUGUACUGCUUGAGCUGUUUCAAGCCCAUGCACCAUUUAUUUCACUCAAGUUUCCUUCUCCAUAUUAGAUUGCAUGUUGUGUACUGCUGACACAGUAUUUAUUUACAUUUCACGUAAUGUGUAAAGUUCAGUUUGGGUCUUCCUAUCAAUUUCAUUCCACUGAGACUGUAGUAGUCGAGUUUAAACAGUGGCAAAAGAGGAUAGUUUUGAAUGCGUACUUUGAAAAUUAUCCUUAAAAGCAAUUGUACAGAAAGCUGCCUGAUUAUAAGUUGCCUGGUUUUGUAGCUCUUUUAGAAAGAUGUUUGAUCACCCUGGUUGGUGGUCGAUUUAUUUGAAUCGCACUAAAAAAAGAAAAGGUGCUUUCAACCCUGCCAGUUACAAACUUUGUAUUUAACAUGUUGUUGUCCAUUUUUUGUCUUGGUUGCCAUUAAGUGUAACAGCUGUGGGACAUCAUUUCAUUUUACUGAUUUUCUGUAGAGCUGUCUCAGACAGCAGGUCAUUGUUUGUUUGAAUGCCCCACCAACAAACGACUCCCUGACAUUUAUUUUGGUUGUGACCCUCCUCUUUAUAAAGUAUUUCCCAGUGUCACCCUUGAAGUGUAACCCCUUCUCUGUUCUUUUGACCACCAUAGUGUGUCAAAUUAGACCUUAACUACUGAUUGUUUAUUCUUUUGUAACUGGCAUUCAGCAGCAGCACUGAUUCUACAGUUUUGACUAUAGAAAGGCCAUUUUUAACUUUAUUUCACAAAUGUAACUGGGGGGAAGAGCAUGCCUGGCAAGAAUGUCACACAGUCUUGACUUCUGCCACAGGCCAUGCAGCCAGUCUUGCAUGUUCUUUAGAGACUUAAGAUGACUGUCAGCUACUGGUGGAGUUUUAGUCAAGAUGUUUUACUAAAAAGGACAAAGAAAAUAUGCUGCUUCUCCCUUGAGAAGAAAAACAGAAGGAGACAGAGAACACAAAAGGAACCUCCCCAGAGAGGUAAAGUCUUGUCUAGUUAGAAAGCAGUCUUCCCUUUCUUUGUUAGUAUGUUCCCAGUGGUUUCCAUCAAUAUUAGCUGCAACAUUUUCUUUGGUGUCUUCGGCUGCUGCCUGUCCUCCCAGGUAACAAGUUAAGAUUUUAUGUGCUGAAUUGUUUUCUUUAAGCAUAAAUUCUUUUGAAAUCAUCUGUCGGGUUGCCUAUUUCAUACUGAAGACUGCACCUUACAGGUGAAUCCACUGACACUUUGAAUAACUGUUAUUUUUAAUAGCAGUUUGCUGCAUGUAACAACAGUGGAGGUGCACAGAACUUCAGUUUAGAAUUUAUUUACAUCAGCAAAACAUCUGCACAGCAAACACCAAAUAGCAAAAAUCAAAAAUGUAUUCAAAAGUCCUUCCAUACAUUUUGCUAUGCAACAGUGAGCAAGGUUCAUCUGGGAUUAAAUUAAUUGCAAAACAAAUAUAACCAAGUUCAGAAUCAUAUGAUUGAAAGCAUCUGGUAAAAUCUGUCAGUUGAAUUCAUUGGUUGUUUCCUUUAACAAAGAUGAUCAAAAUGCCUCAUUCAAACCUGGAUACCUGUACAUUGUGUACAUUCUGCCACAGUGCUGCUUAAAACAAUUUGUUACAAGUAUCCCUUUCCUUGUCAUUAAUCAAAAUAGUAAUGGCAUUAAACCUAAAUUUAUCACCUAUAUCAUUAAGGUGGAUAAGUUUAAACAAAACAUUACUCAAGUAUUCUUUUCAUCUUAUUUUGGUAUUCUUGUAUCCUUUUUCUAAAGCACGUUUUACUAUUCAAAACAAACCAAACCAACAUCUGUCUAAGUAAAUCACACAUUUUGUUGAACAGUGUAUGUUUAAACAGGAGCUUUCUUCUCAUAUUGGGAUGAGUGAAAUUUUGUCUUGUGUUUGUCAGUAAUAUAUUAUCAAGGCUAACAUUUACCAGAUUUAAAAGUCCUGUAUAUAUCACUAACUGUUUUGAUUUCCCUAAGUUAGAUGUGCUUUAAUAUUGUGGUUCCUCUUUUAUAAAUUAUCUCUGGUUUCUUAAUGCCUGUUUGUCUGAAUUUCCCCUUGGCUACUGUGCUCCAAGUGUUUUUGUAAAGUUUCUUGAACUUUUAUGUCUUUCAUGGAAUGCCAAGUAAUAAAAGCCAUGUGAAACCCAAGAAAACUUAAUAAACCAUUAUCAAACUUUCCAGUGUAAUCUGCACAGCCCACAUGCCCUAUUUUAUACUGCCUAUUGCAAGAUAUCCCAUAGUAUUUCAGUAAGAUAACCUCUGUUGCACUCUCCCUAAUUAUUUGAAACAUCUCCUGUACUUUCUAGUAAAUCUGAUGUCCUUAGGAGUGUUUUUACUGAUCCUCAUGAUCUGGCUUUUUGGUUAUGUUGUUUUUUAAAUUUAUCAUGCGAGUGCUUGAAUAAUGUAAUAACCCCAUUUCUCUGAACAUUCUUGCUAAGUGAAUGUGAUGCAUUUCAAAUUAGUGUGAUGCACAGUUACAGCCACAAAGAUCACUCGUGAUUGUGGUAUUAAAUGAAAAUGACAGUCACAUGAUACUGUUAUUCAUCAUUUUUUGAAAACCGUAUUUAUGUCUGUACAGCAAGCUUUCCACAGAAAGAAGGAGGUAUCAAAGGACAUUUAUAUUAAACUGCAUAUUUGCAAAGAUCUUAUAAAAUGUUCCCUUUCCCAUAAUAAAACAAAUACGUUUGCUGUGUUGGUGCAACAGUAGCACCUAUUGGUGUACCUCUGAUUUGUUUGUACCUUCCCCCUUUAAAAAAGAACAAGUUAAAUUCCAGUAGACCUUGUACCGGUUUUAAGGUCACCUGAAUUCUCCUUUCAGACUGUUUUAGAAACCCAUAUGUUUAUUAUUUCAUUGCUUGCAUGCAUUUUAGUGUAUUUUUUAAGAACUGAACUGCAGUUAGUAGUGGUAUAUCCAUUCAAACAGUGCUUUGAACCAUCUAUCAAUUAACAAAUCUCCAUAACAAUAAGCUACUUAAACUUGAAACUACUGUUACAAAGAACAAAAGCAGGAAAAUCAGAAUUUUAACACCAGUGUAACAUUGAACUUCCAGUUUAUAUUUCAGUUUCUUAGCUGUAUAUUAAUUUCUAAGUAUAGUGUUAAUACUAAAAUAAAGUGAGGCAGUGUUAGUCACAACCAACUUAAUCACCCUUAAAUGCUUCCAGAAAAUGCCCAGUAUCUUUUAAAGAGAGGUUGUAGAUCUCAUUAACAGAAGUUUCAUAACCCUGUCUUAAAACCUGAAAAUGAAUUGCGUUACUUAGCCAUGCCCUUGUGGCUCACAUAGACAGACUAGAGAAUCCUUAUGGAUGUUAAAAAUACCAGCAAUCUCAAUAUUUCUAACUUUAAAAAUUCAAACUUAUCCUGUGUGAUAGAACUUAUUAUUAACAAGUCACUAAGCAUGUCAUCCACAGAGCUUUCAUACUUUUUUACAGAUUUGUAUUUAACAUAUUAUAGGUCAAAGCAUCUGCAUUUUUACUUCAUAAACAGUGUGGUAUAAAACCAUAAGCUUUUGUUGACCUUUGUAAUGUCUAUAUGUCACACCCAGUUUUUGAGUUACUUAAAAGUGAUUUGCCGGUGUUACCUGCGUAGUGGCAUCUAGCAAUUUAAAUAUCACAGUGCAUUUUUUUCUGAGUCAUUCCUUAUGUAUUUGGGCUGUUUUUUAGUAAAAAGCUUCAAAAAAUGUUUUUAACAAGUCUUCGCCCAGAUACAUUUUACAGUAUAACCCUUGAUGAUAUUACCAUAGGGAUAACAUUGGAAUGCAUUCAUAGACUUUAAUGGAAGAACUACCAUACAUACAUGAUGGUGCAUCCAUUGAAGUCUGUAGAAGCAUUCAUUAAAGUCUGUGGAUGAAUCUCCACAAUAGCCCUGUAAUUGGUAUAAAGGUCAGCUGAGCCCUUUGAGAUGGCAUCAUACAAAAAUGUAAUUUUGUGAAGGCUUUACAUAACACCAGGGAAGUGUACAAAUACAAAGGACUGGAGGGAAAAUGUGUCAUGGUGCUGCAAGUACCACAUACUGUGGUGCAGAAAGUAUGUCAAAAAGUUCCUGCUUUAAGUUGUCAUAAAAAGUGACAUUUGAGUCAAGUUUCCUCAGAUCAUUUUCAUACAGUUUACCAAACAACAUGACAUUGGAACUCAUACAUGUCAUAAAAGUAGACCACUUUUUUAAAGACAUAGUGACAUUUUUUGUCAUCAGACAUCAACUUUAUUUUGUGUAGAAUCAAAUGUAAAUGAACAAGUGUCAGAAAUAUUCUACCUGUUCAAUGGGUAAAAACGCAAACCAUUAUUAGAGACCGACAGCUCAAGAUUUGACAGGUCCACUUAAUCAAGGCAUUCUGAUUAUUGUAACAUAAAACCUACUCUGGAUUUUAUUUUCUUUAAAAACACAUUGAUAAUGAAACAUGGCCUGCUCUGUCUUCACCACGUGACUUUUUCCCCCAGCAUUUAAUCCACCACUCAAUUGAAGUUGUGCUGCUGGUUAUUUCUCAUGGUGCUGUAAACCUAAUUGUAUAAUGGACUGUAUUUUGUUUGUCUUACUUUGUACUAUGUUUUGUGUACAUUUAACGUGUUGCCUAUGGCCAAAGAUCUUGGCUGAAAGGGGUCCAUUUGUAUCAGUCCAUUUACAUGGGUGUUUGAUGAUACAAACGUGUUAGAAUUGCAGUGAAACAUAAAUAAACAUGAAUUGUGCCAUUGUUAA